Messenger RNA from Meloidogyne enterolobii, 741 nucleotides. The record is from the annotation of a GenBank genome assembly. NCBI's taxonomy places the organism in Eukaryota, Metazoa, Nematoda, Chromadorea, Rhabditida, Meloidogynidae.
AUGAUUGACGAGCGAAAAGAAGAAAAACAAAAGCAAUUGGCACAGACAGCAGUUGGCCUUCCAAAAAUGAAGGACGACAAACACGACUCAGGAAUGGCGGAUGGUGGUGGCUACAUGACAUUGGACAAAUUAGAUCAAAAUAUAUUUGUCCAGCAUCUUCCAAAAUUAACGCCAAAACUGGGUCCGCCAAAAAUGGUUGAUGAGGCACCUGGACAGAAAGGAAUUGCUGAAGGGGCUGAAUACCAAACUCUUGGGAAGCUGGACAUGAAUAGUAUAUUCGGGACUGCCAAGGGGUCAACGAAGAAAGAGAAGAACAAAAAGAAGUCAAAGGAUACCAACCAAACACAGGACACAGCCGAACAAACAGAUGAAACCGAACAUACAGAUGCAUCGACCGUUGAAGUAACAAAAAGUGAAGAGAGGAGUUUGGCUGAGAGCAAGAAGAAGAACAUUUCAACGAAGAAAAAUAUUUCCAAAAAGCUUCAGAAAAGUAAAAUUAGUUCUACUCACAAAAAGGAUAAAAAUGACACAAAGAAGGAGAAGAAGCCUCACCAUCAUCAUAAGAAGGGAAGCAGCAAUGAAAAGACAAAGUCUCAGCCAUCUCUAAAAGAAGAGAUCAAAAAGGAGGAAAGUAGUAUGGGUGAUACAGCUGGUUAUGAGACGCUGAGCAGUCUUGACCGUGCCAUAUUUACACAAAAUAGCUCCGCGACAAAAUCUGUUGGCGGCGAAGAUGAUGAGUGA